AUUUCUUCAAGGUUUAUCGAGUGUAGUGACGAUGAUUCGACUUCUGUAACUUUCUCGUGACCCAACCAGGAAUCAUCCGUCAAUCAGUCUGUGCUUUGUGAUCGAAUAGUAAUUGUGCAUCCCACGGUUUAUCUGCAGUGUGCAUUAUAUCCGAAUUGGGGAAUUCCGUAUCGAUUUAACAUGACGAAAAAACAACAAGGAUUACGACUGGCAAUUUUAGCCGCGACGCUCUUGGCGACUGUCGUAAAUACGACGGGAUCUUCAGAAGCGUCCAAUUCCAGUCUGCCAACGAACCACAAGCCAAGUGCUUUCGUCGUGCAAGAAAGCUUUAAGCCAAGCGUGAACAACACAUUGUUGAAAAUGGAGGCAAGAAUAAACGUCGAGGACGGUCUAGACCUUACGCAAUUCGAAGCAAAGGAGAGCUUGCGGAAGCCGUUGACUGUCUCGUUGCCGGUGAAAACCGGCGUCUCGUAUGUAACGGCGGUCUCAGAGCCACGAAUAUCGUCUCUCGCGGAGCCGCAGCGAGAGGGCGAAGUAUUCGAGGAAUCAAAAUACUCGGGCCCCGUUUCCCCAGCUAUCCCAGAGGACAGGGGACUCCGUGCGGCGAACAUUGCCGGAAAGGACAGCUACCUUGACGCCCUCGCACAUUCCCGGACCAGCAAGGAUGACAAGGAGGGUGUCGUGCCGGUGAACGGCCUCAGAAUCAACGGGCCCAAAAUCUUCCGCAGAGACUACAGCGAAGGCCCCGUUUACCGUCCCGAAUCCGAUCGCUACGGCGCUCCUCCGAAGAACCAAGGCCCCGUUUACGGUCCCCCCGAUUUUGAAGAUCCCACCGAGCCCGCUCCGAUCCAGCCGACGUUCUUCCCGACCCCCAGCAACUCCUUCUCGCUACCGGAACACUCCUUCGACAGCUUCGACCCCUCUACUGGAUACGGAAGCCCUUCACCCCCCCGCGGAAAGCCGCAGACGUUAUAUGGGGCCCCUCAACCAUCUUACGGAGCCCCUCAACCAUCCUACGGAGUCCCGCAAGCUCCGCAGAACAGUUAUGGGCCCCCUUCGGCCAGCUAUGGCCCACCACCACCACAGAACGUCUAUGGUCCACCAAGCAUCGGUUAUCAGCCGGUUCAGGGUCCUCAGCAAGGUGAGGCCAGAGGCUACGGUCCUCCGGCCCCGACUUACGGGGCACCCUAUGCUUUGCCGGGAAUGCCGAGUCUGCCCUCGAUUCCAAUGAUAGACUUCACCUGGCCCUUUGCGCUGAAGCUGAACGCUUUCACUCUGGCAAAGAUAAUAUUGAAGCUCGUGAUAUUCAAGCUCAUCGUUAAAUUCAUUGCUAUCAUUUGCUUACUGCUGUUUAUACCGAAGUUGGAAACCAGCAAGAAGGACGAUAAGCAGGAAGACGACUAUGAGGGUCGCGAUGAUUCAACUUUUCCCCCUUUAGCUGACGGAGCUAUGGAUCGUCUCAAUUUCCUCACUGCUAUGGUGAUGGGCUCCAUCGACAAGCAGUACGAAGAAAAUGAAAAAAAGGAUUGCACAUCCUUCACGUGUCGAUUUAGGAGAGCGCUUACUUCCGGCGAAUCUUGGGCCGAUUAUCUCCGGCUCUUCAAUAGCUACGCAGUCGAGGAGGUGCGGAAAGUCGAAGAAAAAGAACGGGCUCGGCACGAAACGAAGAAGUCGUGACGGAGUGGUCAGUUCUCGAAAUUAGGACGAAAAAGGCUUCACAACUAGCGCCAUGACUGUAGAAUAGUAACUUAUUUAUUUAUUUAUUUAUUUAUUUAUAAUGUAUCAAAUAUUUUAGGAAUGAAGUUACUUAAUUGAAAGAAUAAUUCUCGAGUGAUUCAACGGUCCUCAAACUGCCCCACAUUUUCUCAUUACCACCUACACGCAUUCCAACCUUAAUCAAAUUACCGAAACUAC
This is a messenger RNA of Neodiprion virginianus, 1914 nucleotides long. RefSeq lists its product as uncharacterized. The record is from RefSeq and is a predicted model, not a curated record. The transcript has 4 exons. Bases 181 to 1677 code for a protein of 498 amino acids. NCBI's taxonomy places the organism in Eukaryota, Metazoa, Arthropoda, Insecta, Hymenoptera, Diprionidae.